UGAUGAAGAUUCUCUUUCAAAAGAAAAACUAGACGAUAAUCAAUCUGACACUAAUAAAUCUCGAUCCAAUCGAGUAGAAGAACCGGAAUUCAAACUGAAACAUUCAUCUGAUUCGUCCAAAGAAUCUGACGCAGAAGAAGAAGAAGAAUCAAUCAUUAACGAAAAGCCACAAUUAGAUGAAUCGAUACGUGAAUUUUUAUGGGAACCAACAAAUAUUUCAACAAAAACAACAACAACAACAAUAACAGAAGUAACUGAUCAAAAUGGUGUCACAGUUUUAAUACGUGAAUUAAACGAGUUUCCAACAUCGCCUAUAACUAGAACAACACGUUUUCUUGGAUAUGGAAAUGGUGGUCGCGUGCUUGAAGAUCUUCCAAAUGAAAUAAUUCUUCAAAUAUUUUCUUUACUUGAAUUAACUGAACUCUAUCGAGCUUUUUCUUCUCUUAAUUAUCGAAUUGAAUGUUUAUUAUAUGAUAUUCAUAUACCAUUAUCUGCUCGUUUAAUAUCAAAAGUAACAAUACCAUUAAAUAAAUUUUCUUUUCGAAUAAUUAAUCUUUCUCUCAUUGAUUGGUUACCGAAUGAUAUUUUAUUAUUACUUCAAUAUUCUAAUUUAUCUCGUCUUAAUUGUUUAAAUAUAAUAUCAACAAAUAAUUUUUAUUUUGGUCAACCAACAAAUAAUUUAAUUCAUCAAAUACUUUCUCUAAAAAAUCUUCAGAAAUUACAAAUAAAAUUAUCACCAACACUUUAUAUUCUUAAUCAAAAUUUACCUCUUUCUUUAUCAAUUCAACAUAUAAAUUUAAGUAUGAUAACACUUGAUAUGUUAUUUAAUCUUUUAAUACAUAUUCCUAAACUUCGUUCGUUGAAUGUUUGGCUUAAUUCGAAUGGAAGAGUAUUUGAUAGUAAAACUUAUGAUCAAGAUUAUUGUUGUUUAAAUUUAAAAAAACUUAUCAUUGGUCUUCAUAAUGAUAUAACAUUUCAAGAAGUUAUAUUUCUAUUACGUCGUAUGCCUGUAUUACAUUCAUUAGAUAUGUCAGGAUCAGUAUGGGAUCAGGAAUUUUUAAAUCAUAUUCAUUGGAAAAAAAUAAUUUCGGGUGAUAAUUUAUUUCCAUUAUUAAAUAAAAUUAAUCUUAAUAUUUCUAUUCGUUAUACAAAUCAUACACCACAUAUCAAUGUAAUUUCAUCACAAUUUAAUAAAGAAAUUUUUCAACGAACUAAUUUUUCUAUUACAUUUGAUCAAGCGUUUUGGUUUUAUCUGAAAUGUUUAUGGUAUAAUUAA
This is a messenger RNA of Adineta steineri, 1276 nucleotides long. NCBI's taxonomy places the organism in Eukaryota, Metazoa, Rotifera, Eurotatoria, Adinetida, Adinetidae. The record is from the annotation of a GenBank genome assembly.